Ictidomys tridecemlineatus (thirteen-lined ground squirrel) is the source of this 6926-nucleotide messenger RNA. The record is from RefSeq and is a predicted model, not a curated record. NCBI's taxonomy places the organism in Eukaryota, Metazoa, Chordata, Mammalia, Rodentia, Sciuridae.
CCAUCUGGCCGCAGCCCAGGCUGGCAGGAUGGCCCCAAGGCGGUGACUGUCCGGACUGUGUGGCCGGACAGCCCCCUACCCUGGGACCUCCCGCCAGUCUGUGGCCGUCGGUCCGUGGGGCUCUGUGCGCCAGCCUGCCGGCGUGCUCACGUGUGUCCGGUGCCCGAACGAGGGGAGAGCUUAGUUAUAGAGGGGCAUGUGUGCAGAAUUGGGCCAUGCACAUACGUGCAGGCACGUUUUUGCAUGCGUGGCGGCGGCCAGUGUGUCAGCCUGCUGGGGUGCACGUGUGCCCCAGCGCAGCCGGGAGGGGCUUUUGAAGACCCGGAAGGCCGUGGAGUCGGUUGGGGCAGCAGAGCCCCAAAGCGAAGUCGACUGUGGGCCCCAGGCACCAAGAUUAUGGGCGGGGCCCGUAGUGGGGAAGGAGAAUAGAUCCGAUUUUGCUUCCCUUCCACCCAUGCUGGAUACUGUGGGCUGCCCCAGGUUGGGUUGUAGUGUCUGGAGAGCCCAGAGCCUCAGCUGAGUAGGUGGGAGGUGUGAGAAUACAUGUGGAGUGGUUCAGCCCUCCCAAGAGUCCAGAUGCUGCCUUCAACUGGGCUGGAAUCACCUAUUUCAUCAUGAAGCCCUUAGGAGGUGGAAGUGGGAAUGGGGUCACAGAACUUUAGAGGACUGGGAGUACAGGGGUGGCAGACUCUUCAGGAUCCUGCUUGGGGUCCUGGCUGAGGCUGAAGCUCAGCUCGAAGGACCAAUAGAACUUCCCUCCCCCACCAAGAGUAAUGGGACCCUGUUCCCUGGGGGCCAGCCCUCUCUAGGUGUCUGCUUGUGACCUCAUUUUGUAUGUCAAGGAAGGAGACAUACAUUUUGUCUGAAAGGGAAGGCCCUUUCUUAGAGGGAGUGUACAUUGGGUCCUCCAUCUGCUGGCAGGAGAUAAGGCCACCUCUAUGCCUCUUAUUAGAGUUCUCUGCUGGCUCCUUGGAGCCUCCUCUCCUCCCACAAGACUCUGAAGGUCCCAGAUGGCCUUGUGUCUAUUGACUGGGUCCAGAGGGGUCUCAGAAAGUCUCCAGGGCAAAGGGCAUGGGUUGGACUGAGCCCAGGAGAAAAAGACCCCAGUGGCUGAGGGUGGAUAUAGAGCAGGCUCCAAGGAGUAUGUGGGGGAGGUGAGACCAGAGCCAGCAUCUAAUUAAUCAGAGUUCCCCAAGGGCAGAGGGGGAGCUCAGCACCCCCAAAACGUACAACCUCUUCUUGCAUCAUUUCUGUGGAGUUGAUGGGGACUUUUUCCCUAGGAUACAGGUCCUUGACAUAGGAUACCAUUAGUGGUUCUGUGGCCUGAGUUCUGAUAUCCUCUUCCAGCUUCUCUAAACUCCCUGGGGGGGUUGGAUUCUGGCCCAAUGAAUCAACUCUUUCUGAGAGGCCUGCCUGGCUUCUUUGUUGUAGGAAGCUAGGAGUGGAGUGGGCAUUGCCUUGUCUUUUCUUGACCCCUUCCUAGUCUAACACUGAGCUUCUGGCUGGCUGACACUGGACCCCUGCCAUAAGAGAAGAGAGGACUGGUCUUUGCUUGCUGGUGACAGAAACCUGGGACACUUAGCUGGUGGUCUAAUCAUAGCAAGAUAGAGCUGAUUCAUCCUUUCUAACCUAUUGAGGGUUUCAGGGAAUGGGGUGCUUACUGCGGGAGAUAGAGGCUGGUCAGUGUGCAGCAGACAGGUCUCAGAUGGAGACCUUCAUGAGUCAUUAAAUGCCUGCUGUGCUGAGGAUUCUCUACCCUUGACCUCUCAGGGUCUGGGUUCCCAUCCUUGCUUGGCCUUGCUUCAGGGCCUCGGUCUUUCUCUAGCACUUAUUUUUUCUAUCAGUAAAGUACAGUGGAAGUAGUUGCCAGCUACCACUCUAGGGCCUUGGGACCUCUCUUCCUGGAGAGGGGAUGAAAGAGAGAGAGAGAGAGAGACAUACACACAUACUCACACCCACACACCCCACAUGACCCCAUAUGCCUUGGAGUAGCCACCCACAGCCUGAGGGCUGGGCGUGGACACGGGCCCUUUUCCCCCUCUGCUGGGAUCUUCCCGCUGGCACCACAGCACCAUCUGGUGGACAGCCUUGACUUUCACUGAGGGGGAGUGGCUUGUAUAGAUGUAGGCACCCCAGCCACCUCUUCUGGGGGACUGCCUUCCAGACCCCAAGCCUAGUAACAGCAUUGGCUGUGGCCCUAGGGACUUGGGUUUGAGACCUGGAUCUGCUGUUUUUGGUAAGGCUGGAAGAUCAAUGGAGUCACAAGAAACAAAAUUUGAAAACAAUGCCCAGAUCCCAUGUCUUCCAUACAGGGGUAUCUUUUGAGAUCACUGUGGCAUCUUGGAAUAGUGGGAAUGACAGGCAGGAGCUUUGCUACUUGUUCCAUCUCCUUCAUCAGUGACUUUGGGAUGGAUGGGUCUCCAUCUAUUUUGGUGGGUAUAAGCCAAGGCAAGUGAUCCUCAAAACUGCCCUAAAAUCUGGAACCCCAAGGAAGGGGUCUUGGGAGUCACUUGGAAGAAAUCUGAACAGAAAGGACUCCUGGAUUGGGGCGAGGGUUAUGUGCAGGGAGAUUGGACAAGAAUUUGUUCAACAAAGGAUUUUGUAGCUUAAAAAAAAUAGAGACGUCUGCAUUUAUGAUUCAUGCAUUCAUUCUUAACUGAGUGUCUGUUGAGUACCAGGCUCUUGGGUGGUAGUGAGCCAGGGAGCAUAGCCUCUAUACUGCUGACUGGCACCCUGCACUUCUAACUGCCUUGCUUCCUUCCCUCUUUCUCCCAGGUCAGCUAUUCAGUAGCAGCGGCCCUGGAGGGCUUGACGCCUUCACAGUGAUGGCGGAGAAGCGCCCACUGGGGACUCUGGGGCCUGUGAUAUAUGGCAAACUGCCCCGCCUGGAAGCAGACUCAGGGCCUGGACAUAGCCUGCCCCCCUCUGCUGGUAACCAGGACCCCUGCAACUACAAGGGCGCUUACUUCUCCUGUCCCAUGGGGGCCACUUCCAAGGUAGGAUCUGAGCGGUUGGCAUCCUGGACCCCAUACUCACCCUUGUACUCCACAAGCGUAGCAGGACCUCCACUUCGGCCAGACAGCCUGUUUACCAACUGCCUGCUGUACCGCCCACCAGCGGAAGGUUCUGAGAAGAUGCAGGACUCCAGCCCUGUUGAGCUCCUGCCGUUCAACCCCCAGUCUCACACAUACCCGGGCCCACCACUGGCAGCACCCAAACCGGUCUACCGCAGCCCACUGUGUUAUGGGCUCUCGACUUGCCUGGGGGAGGGGCCAGCUAAGAGGCCACUGGAUGUUGACUGGACCCUGGUGACUGGGCCCCUGUUGUCCUCUGCUGACCCACCCUGUUCUCUGGGCCCAGCUCCUGGGAAGGGCCAGGCCCUGGAUAGCACCUUUUUACGUGGAGUGCCAGCUGGGGGAUCUGGCAAAGACCCCUCAGUGAGUUUCUCCUCAUGCCAGGCGUUCCUGGAAAAGUAUCGGACCAUCCACAGCACAGGCUUUCUGGCCUCUAAGUACACAGGUCCUUACUCUGGGGACUCCAAACAAGCAAUGGUAGAGGGGCCUUCGAGUCCUUGGACACAGCUGGCUCAGCCCCUGGGGCCACCAUGCCAGGAGGCAUUGCCUACCCACUACCCACUCCCUCCCCCUCCACAGGCCCUGCCUUGCCCCCCAGCUUGUCGUCACCCGGAGAAGCAGGGCAGCUACAGCUCUGUGAUCCCACUGCAGCCUCUGGGAGUCCAUAAGGGGACUGGAUACCAGGUUGGUGGGCUGGGCAGCCCCUACCUGAGGCAGCAGGUAGCCCAGACUCCGUACAUACCGCCAGUGGGACUGGACUCUUAUUCCUACCCCUCUGCCCCACUCCCAGCACCCUCACCAGGCCUCAAGCUGGAGCCUCCUCUUGCUCCACGGUGCCCACUGGACUUUGCCCCGCAGACUUUGGGGUUUCCUUAUGCCCGGGAUGACCUGUCUCUCUAUGGGGCAUCCCCUGGGCUUGGAGGGACACCACCUUCCCAGAACAGUGUGCAGUCUGUGCCACAGCCCAGUGCCUUCCAGCAGUCGUGCCAGCCUUUGCCAGCCAGUCAGCCAUGCUCUGAGCCUACGAGGCCUGCUGAAAAGCCAGCACAGGAAACCGAAGAAAAGACAUGGCUGCCCAGCUGCAGGAAAGAGCAGCUCCAGACCCCGCUCAGUGAACACUCUGGAGCUCCCAUUGUCAUCCGAGAUAGUCCAGUGCCCCGCACCUCACCAGCAUUGCACCCCUGUGCUCAAGAGCACCAGUCUCUGCCACAGAAGGAGGGUGCUAGACCGCCUGGCUCUCCACCAAUGCCUGUUAUCGACAAUGUUUUCAGCCUGGCCCCCUACCGUGACUAUCUUGAUGUGCAGACGCCAGAGGCCACAGCUGAGCCAGAUUCAGCCCCAGCUACCAGUGAAAGCCAAGACAAAGACUGCAGGGGGACUUUAACUACCCAGGAGGGAUCCUCAGAGCCUUGCUGCUCACUUCGGGAGGAGGUGGCCUUGGACUUGACUGUGAAGAAGCCCACAGCAGAGGCUGCUCCCAUUCAAGUCCCUGAUCCUACAGUGCAAACCAAGCCCACUGCAACCAUGGACACUCCAGACGCAGGGAACAUAGGUUCAGGUCUGUCAGGGCUGAAAAAGAUGGUCACAGAAGCACCUGGGUUGCCAGUGGCCACAGAGGCCACACCAAGAACCAACUUUCACAGCUCUGUGGCCUUCAUGUUCCGAAAAUUCAAGAUUCUCCGUCCAUCACCCUUACCUGCAGCUGCAGACCCAGCCACACCCACCUCAGCUCCUGCCCCUGUACAGCCUGCACUCACCCCAUCAUCUGUACCCAUGGGACUGCAGAUUCUCACUCAGCCCUUGCCAGUGGCAUGCUUCAACCUGGCCCUGCCUAGCCCUCCAGCCAUAGCUGUGGCGGCCCCAGCCUCGACUCUAGCCCCUGCCCCUGCCCCUGCCCCUGCCCCUGCCCCUGCUCCAGCUCCUGCUCCUGCUCCAGCUCCAGCUCCUGCUCUAGCUCCAGCUCCAGCUCCUACUGUAGCCCCAGAAGACACCCCAGAGCAGCGUUUCACAGGGCUGCAUGCAUCCCUGUGUGAUGCCAUCUCAGGCUCCGUGGCCCACUCCCCACCAGAGAAGCUGCGGGAGUGGCUUGAGAUGGCCGGACCGUGGGGCCAGGCUGCAUGGCAGGAUUGCCAGGGAGUGCAGGGACUGCUCAGCAAGCUGCUGUCCCAGCUGCAGAGGUUUGUAUGCACGCAACAGUGCCCCUUUCCCCACGUGGUGCGGGCCGGCGCCAUCUUCGUGCCCAUCCACCUGGUGAAGGAGCGGCUCUUCCCACGGCUGCCUCCUGCCUCUGUGGACCAUGUGCUGCAGGAGCACCGUGUGGAGCUGCGGCCCACUACACUGUCAGAGGAGCGUGCGCUGCGGGAGCGUGCCCUGCAUGGCUGCACCUCACGCAUGCUGAAGUUGCUGGCACUGCGCCAGCUGCCUGACAUCUACCCUGAUCUGCUGGGCCUACAGUGGCGAGACUGCGUGCGCCGCCAGCUGGGUGACUUUGACACUGAGGCUGGAGCUAUUCCCACCUCAGAACCCACUGUGGCCAGAGAUGAGCCAGAGAGUAUAGCCCAGGCUCGGAAGUCACCAGCCCCCAAGGUCAGGAAACCAGGGCGGAAGCUACCAACCCCUGGCCCGGAGAAAGCAGAGGCAACUGCUGGGGUUGGGUCACGUGUUCCCUCACCUACUCCUGCCAACAGUACCGGCCCACCUGGCCCCACGCUGAAGGCCCGCUUCCGAAGCCUUCUGGAAACUGCCUGGCUCAAUGGCCUGGCAUUGCCCACGUGGGGCCACAAGGCCUCAGGACCUGACCGGCCCCCACCUUGCCCACAGCUACUGGGCAGCCAGAGCCAUCACCUGUAAAGUUGGUUGCAGGUGCUGUUGGGACAGCCGAAUGUCUAGGAUCAGCCUCUGCUUCUGCUGCCCAGGGCCAGGAGUCCAUGCUGGGGUAUGGCCAAUCCCUUGGAGUAUCUUUAGCUCUUACCCUGGGGCCUGCGAGGCUGGACUGACUGAGAGCCCCUCAGCUUUUUAACGUGAGGGUCUUCAUUGGAAAGGACUACUUCCUGUUCUUCUCUAGAGAAAGCAUGUGGGCUCUGGAGCCCAACAGACCUGGCCCGAAUGCUGGCUGCUGUUCCUUGCUGCGUGACCUGGGCAGACCCUUCGCCUCUCUUGAACCCUCGUUCCCCAUUGUAACGUAGGACAACACGGCCUACCUCACAGGGUGGUUGUGGGGAGAUGCCUGACACACCCGUUGCCAGAUGGUCUCUGCUCCCUGCCUGAGACAGGUCUAGGACCUCAGCCCAGGCCUGGAAUAGGAAGCUGAGGAAGCAGAACCUCUUGUUAGAUAGUCUUUAUGUGUCUUAGGACUUGGUUAUCUUAGAGUGGUACAUUGUACAGUGUAUAUGGCUUGACACACUUUCCCUGGUCCCUGCUGCUGGUGCAGCAAUAACAGUCUGGGACUGGUGUCCUUGCAGGUCUGCUGCUCCUGCCCCAGGGAAGCCCCAGGCCUGUCCUGCAUUGUCAGCCUGUCCGGUGACUUCCUGAGCUGCCUUUACCCACACCAGGCGUUGACCCAGGAAAGUUGUGUUUUCUGGAAGCCAAGCAGCUAUAGGGACUCAGGGACUUAAAGCAGACAGGCUGAGUGGCAGCUCCGUCCUAGGAGGUCUCUGAAUUUCUGGACUGGGGACCCUGGUACUUCCCAAGCCAGAGCCUUAUUAGCCAGGCUUGCUGUGGGCCACCUCCCUGCAAAGUGCUGAAUUGAGCUGGAGGCUGGGGAGCUGGGGCCCUUGGCCUUAUUUAAGAGUUUGUGAUAAGCCUGUGGACCCUGGGGCAGGCAAUUAAAGCAUUUGAGUUGUUUUGGAACUG